Messenger RNA from Dendronephthya gigantea, 1302 nucleotides. Its product is annotated as putative ATP-dependent DNA helicase Q1. Gene Ontology annotation, biological process: double-strand break repair via homologous recombination. The transcript is spliced from 4 exons. The record is from RefSeq and is a predicted model, not a curated record. Gene Ontology annotation, molecular function: 3'-5' DNA helicase activity; nucleic acid binding; ATP binding. Lineage: Eukaryota; Metazoa; Cnidaria; Anthozoa; Malacalcyonacea; Nephtheidae. The coding region runs from base 1 to 1302 and encodes 433 amino acids. Gene Ontology annotation, cellular component: nucleus; cytoplasm; chromosome.
AUGGCUCUCCUAAAUUGCAACCAAACGCAAUUUACAACAAAGUCAAUAAAUGUUCAUACAAGGGUUCUUCAGCGGGGAUUCUUCAAUCCAUGGCUGUAUCUUCGGACUUCAGAAGUAGUACCAGUUUAUGGACUGGUCUGUCCAGAACGGCACAAAGGAAUUACUCUCUUUAAACAGAAUGCCUGUAUUUCAGUUUCACAAAAAGGAAAGAUCCUCUCGAAACCUUCGGAACUUAUCCAUCCGUUUGGUCCUGCAGCUCACUUGUUUUCCGUAGAGGAUCACCGUUUUCCUGUAGGAGAUGAACUUCCUGAAGGUACCAUUGCAUGUUUGGAAAAACGUGGUAUGGUGAAAGACCUGGAUUGGGCCAGAAUCUACGAAAGAGCUCAAUCCGUCGCUAAAACCAGGGAUCUCAGAAGAUGCCGAAAACUAAUCGCAUACAUUAACAAGAGAAUAGAACAACUGCCGAAACCAAUUCAAUAUCGCAGUGUGUUUCAUCAGUUUUCUGUUUUGAAUAGUUUGUAUUCGAACGCUAUUUUGAAACCUAAGCAGGUUAUUUGUUUGGAAAAGCUGUUCCUUGGCGUGGAUAUAUUGGCAAUUCUACCAACCGGUUAUGGCAAGUCCUUAAUUUACCAGCUUUUGCCUUUGAUGCUGUUCGCUAAAAGAGCAUUGGAAGAACGUACAAAUCAGCAACUUUGUACGGAUGAAGUGACCUCUGUGCUGCUUGUGAUAUCUCCAUUGAACGCUUUAAUAAACGAUCAAGUUCGAAAGUUAUGUGCGAUAGGACUUAGAGCAUCGGCGAUAAAUAUUCAGCCACAACAAAAUAUUGACGAUGAAAUCGAUUGUGAUGUAACUGAACUUGAACAAAAAACGAAGCUGAUCAAAGGAUAUUAUAAUUUGUUGUUUGCUCAUCCUGAAGCGCUAAUAUCAAGCAAGUUUGGAAAAGAACUAGUGAACAGCGCUAUAUACCAAAAACAUGUUUGCGCUAUUGUAAUCGAUGAAGCCCACUGCAUUCUUGAAUGGGGAGAUGAUUUCAGACAAGAUUAUGCAAAGCUAAGUGUGUUGUGUGCUGUCUUUCCAAAAGUACCACUUCUGGCUAUGACGGCUACAGCAAAUAAAAGUGACCGAAGGCAGAUUAAGGAAUCACUUGGCCUGCAUAGUUGUUUUGAAUUGAUUGCAAACCCCAACAGAAAAAACAUCUUCUAUGAAAAGACAUUCAGAUAUGGACAAGAUAUUGAUGCAUUUGAGCACAUUUGCAGACCAAUUGCAGUCGAUUUGCUACAUAUGAAAAUCGAUUUCCGUUGA